This is a messenger RNA of Phyllostomus hastatus (greater spear-nosed bat), 660 nucleotides long. It is a transcript of the gene RBP7, whose product is annotated as retinol binding protein 7. Gene Ontology annotation, molecular function: fatty acid binding. Gene Ontology annotation, biological process: fatty acid transport. The transcript has 4 exons. Gene Ontology annotation, cellular component: nucleus; cytosol. The record is from RefSeq and is a predicted model, not a curated record. Lineage: Eukaryota; Metazoa; Chordata; Mammalia; Chiroptera; Phyllostomidae. The coding region runs from base 66 to 470 and encodes 134 amino acids.
GGCCGGGCACUUAGGGCCGAGCGAGCGCUCUGCCCGCGCGCCCUCCUUGUCGCCGCAGCCCCGCCAUGCCCGCCGACCUCAGCGGCACCUGGAACCUCCUCACCAGCGACAACUUCGAGGGCUACAUGCUGGCCCUAGGUAUUGACUUUGCCACUCGUAAGAUAGCCAAGAUGCUGAAGCCACAGAAAGUGAUUGAGCAAAACGGGGAUUCUUUCACCAUCCACACGUACAGCAGCCUAAGGAACUACCUUGUUCAAUUUAAAGUUGGAGAAGAAUUUGAUGAAGAUAACAAAGGCCUGGAUAACAGAAAAUGCAAGAGCUUGGUCACCUGGGACAAUGACAGACUCACCUGUGUCCAGAAGGGGGAGAAGAAGAACAGAGGCUGGACCCACUGGAUUGAAGGCGACAAGCUCCACCUGGAGAUGUUCUGCGAAGGCCAAGUGUGCAAGCAGACGUUCCAGAGGGCCUGACCCGCCUCAGCCCAGAGCCGCGCGGGCUGCAGCUCGGCGCCGCAGGCGUGUUCCAGAACGAGCAGGUGUUCAUCCGUCCUGACCUGCUGAUGGGCCCUGUGGCCAGAGGGCGGCCCCACGGCCUGGGCCAGAAGCCAUCUGCAUUGCGGGAAAACUGCUCCGCUUCAAUAAACCUGUCCAACGCCUCUGA